Molecule: messenger RNA, 1737 nt
Organism: Acanthamoeba castellanii str. Neff
Lineage: Eukaryota; Discosea; Longamoebia; Acanthamoebidae
Exons: 12
Coding region: 1-1737 (578 amino acids)
Biological process (GO): regulation of proteasomal ubiquitin-dependent protein catabolic process; response to endoplasmic reticulum stress; protein K69-linked ufmylation
Cellular component (GO): endoplasmic reticulum membrane
Molecular function (GO): UFM1 ligase activity
Source: RefSeq, a predicted model, not a curated record
AUGCGUGCCGCAUUCUCAGCCAUCACACGGCCCACGCCGAUCUCGCAGAUUGUGUCGACCUAUUCGUUCAACGAGCGCCUGUUCUAUGCGUCGCUGGACGAGAUCAAGAACGAGCCGCGCUUCGCGGGCGUCAUUGACAGGGGCACGUACGUGCCGCACAUCUACUCGUACACCCGCAAGAAGUGGAUCGAGUCCUUCCUCUCCCAGAACGGCUUCAUCGAGUACAACAAGCUGUCGAAGAUCAACAUUCCGGAGCCCAGAAAGUAUCUGCUGGUCAACUUCCCCGAGGGCCUCCCGCUGGAGACCUGCUUCGUCGCCAGCUCGGUCAUCCAGCAGGUCGACGCCUCGGUCUCCGACGCCCUCGCCAACAACGCCUGGCUCGACCCGCUCGUCGAGUUCCAGCUGUCGGCCAAGGACGCUAUGGUCCUGCUCAAGUCCUGCCCGUCGUUCAUCGCCGCCUCGCAGGAGAAGAAGGAGAGCCCGGUCAUUCUCGACGACCACUACCUGGUGAGCCGCGGGCUGCUCGAGCGCUGCGUGGCCUCGCUCAAGGACAAGGUCACCACCGAGACGCCCAAGAAGGCGCCCCUCAUCAUCCAAGCGCUAGGGAAGCACAUCCCCGCGUCUAAGCCCGCAGCCGCCGACGAAGAAGGAGGCAAGGGCGGCAAGGGCGGCAAAGCCGCCGCCAGCGGCGGCGGAGGCAAGGGAGGGAGGGGCGGCAACCAGAAGGGCAAACGACGGGGCAAGGGCCGCGACGACGACGAAGACGAGGAGGAAGAGGAGGAGAAGGUGGUGGAGCGGCCGUCCGCGCGCGGCAGGAAUGCGGCAGCGGCGGCGGCUUCGGCCAAGUCGCGGGCGGCGGGCGGCGUGCAGCAGGAGGUCCUGACCGAGGCCGAGGUGCGCGCGUGCCUCAAGCAGUGGUACGAGGAGGCCGAGGCCGACUUCCUGGACGUCAUCUACCAGCAGAUUCGCCCCAUCGUGCGCGAACUCAACAAAGCGGCGGUGGAAAGCAUCCAGCAGAACGCGUCGUCGGGCAAGAAGAAGGACCACAAGGCGCUCGAGCAGCAGUUCAGCGUGCUCUACCAGAACAUCCAGCUCUUCCUCCGCUCGGCCGAGGAGGUCACCGAUUCGGCCGUCAGCGAAGCCCUGCGGCGACACCUGCUCGCCACAUUGUGCACGGAGGCUACCAACCUGCUGGUGUACAUGAUGGCCCUGCAUCACGGCGUGUCGAUGGAGGCCGAAAAGAUCACGACAGCCAACGAGCGCAAGGAGGUGAUCGCGCAGCUGCCUCUCACCGCCGCCACCCCGCUUGCAGCUCUAGGCGACUCCCUCCGCGGAUCCGGCGUUGAGGAGUUCCUGAAGCAGCUGGAGAGCCUGUCGGAGGAGGCCCAGUUGCAUCUGAAGCCGUUGGACAAGAAGAAGCAGCGGCUGCUCACCCACACCCACAAGCUGGACUUCCUGGAGCAGCUCAAGGAGGUCACCGAGCCACCGCUCGCGUUCCACCUCGCCGCCGUCGUCCUCUACGCGCAGGUCUUCAACCUCGCCCUCCACAUCCCCGGCCGCAGCGUCCCCGCUCUGUUGGCGCAGAUGGCGGACCACCUGCCGGCCGAUCUCGUGGAGGAGCUCACCCAGCUGUCCGAGCUGCUGAAGAAGGGCGAACCCAUCGAGGCCGAACGCGUGGAGGGGCUCAAGGCCAAGGUGGUCGAGUUCGCCUCGGUCAAGAAGGAGCGCGAGAAGUGA